This is a messenger RNA of Alternaria arborescens, 453 nucleotides long. RefSeq lists its product as hypothetical. The transcript is spliced from 3 exons. The coding region runs from base 1 to 453 and encodes 150 amino acids. The record is from RefSeq and is a predicted model, not a curated record. NCBI's taxonomy places the organism in Eukaryota, Fungi, Ascomycota, Dothideomycetes, Pleosporales, Pleosporaceae.
AUGUCGGACCGCGACGGCGACUCCACCAUGCAAUCGUCCCCCACUAAUGCUGCCUCGGACGAUGAGAUGUUCCCUGACGAAGCUCUCCCAAACAACCCAGCCACACCCCACAACUCCAAUCUCGCAGGCGUAAACGAAAUCUCACCACCAAACUCACAACCUACAACCCGCGAGACCCUCGGCGUCAACUCAAACGGAAAGCGUCCACUGUCUACCGGCAUGACGCAAGCAGCUACGAGCAACGGCACGGGUGGAAGCGGUACCCACCAGGAUGCUGAGACGGGUUACCAGUGGAGCAAGCAGGAGGACCAGCCGGGCUUUGAGUGGAAGAACACUAGGGCGCGCGAGGAAGAGGCUAGGGCACUGGACAACAUUGUCGACAAGAGCAACAUGGUUAGAUUGCGUUACGGUGAUCCGCUCGAUUCCAGCAUACCCCCAAAGACGAAGCGCUGA